GGAGUGAAGGGAGGACCCACCUACCCUUUCACAUUCAUCAUACUUCUUCAUCAAUCUCUUUUAAUCUUGUGCACCACCCCAACCAAGGAUUGUCCUUUAGCUUGUUUCCAUUGUUUUUGUAGAUCUUGAGGUGUUGGGGUGGGCCUAAACUGUUUCAGUUUCAACUAGCUAUAGAUCUAUUCUAUUCUAGCUAGACACACAUUAUUUCCACAGGAUUUUUUUGUUUUCACUUAUCUUCAUAUUUUUAUAUAGAUUCAUCUUCAACUGCUAUAUCUUUUUCAUUGCCAAUUCCAUUUCCAGGUGUUAUAAAACCUGAUAUCAGAUCUUGGGGCCCCCACUUGCAUUACUUUGCUGGGUUCAUCUCCCCCUAAGGACCAUUUCUACAGGUUCAUUCUGCAUUGAAUGACAGCUGUUUAGGUUGUUUGUACGGUUGUGUUGUGUCUUUAUUGAAAGGCAAUAGGAGAGAGAAUCGGUGUUAAGCUACUACAUAAGCUUUGUUUGUCAUCCAACAAUAUCCAUAACAGUGGUUCAAGGCAAUUUCCCAAGUUCAUUCGUGUGGUUUUGUCCACCUAAUUUAUUCUGAUCUAGCUUUGGUCUAGGAGGCCCACCAUUGGGUUUUGGUGGGCUUUCAUCAAACCAUAAAAAAAAAAAAAACCCAUCUUUAAAAGGUGUUUUGAAGGUUCCAAAUUGCUCUGGUGUUGGGGGAGAGGGUGUGUCAAUUGUGUCAAAUAAACCAUUGAUGUUCAAGAAUUGGCUUUAAGGCUCUUUCACAUACCCCCAAACUCAAAACUUGAUCCUUGAAAGACAUCCCAAUCUACUAAUGCUACUUUACUUUAUCACCUGUAUCUCCUUCUUGCUGUUUUUAAAGCCUCUCCUCAUUCUCAAACCACUCCCAUCAUGGGCAAGUGAGGCCAGGUUGAUCUCCCUUUUGUUUUGCAAAGAGUUGUCUGUAAAAUCCAUCUCCAAGUUGUUUAGGAAUCGCCUUUGGCUUGGUUUUCUUUGUCAAAUUCCCACAGGAAUGUCUCUUGUGAAGAAGAAUCUUACUUCAAAAGUAGAGAACAUUGAGGACACACAAGACAUGUCAGUGUUGGACUUGCCAGAGCUGGCAUUGGAAUGCAUUCUUGAAAAGCUCCCUCCUGCUUCACUUUGUCAAAUGGCUGGGGUUUGCCGUUCCUUGAGGGAGAGAUGUGUGAGUGAUCACCUUUGGGAGAGGCACAUGAAACAGAAAUGGGGUAGAGUUAUUGGUUCAGUUGCUUACAGGGAGUGGAAAUGGCAUGUUGCUUCCAAAAGCAAUAAUGUUGGCAAUCUUAGACAUGGCAAGCAAAGGAGCUUGUUUAGGUUUGUAUCCCUUCGUUGGCCUUUUUCAUGGAUGAGAAUGAAGGUUGAUGCAAAUAAUAGCGCAAAGCAAAGGAAUUAUUUGCCUGCUGAUUCCUUCAUGUCAUGUUAUCUUGCUCUUGAAACUGGCAACUUCUGGUUUCCUGCUCAGGUCUAUAACCGUGAGAAUGGCCAUGUUGGAUUUAUGUUAUCAUGCUAUGAUGCUGAGCUUAGCUAUGAUCCACGCACUGACACAUUCCAAGCCAGGUAUCCACCCCAUGGAAGAAGGCCAGUUGCAACAGAGCAUGGCAUCCAAUGGGAUAGGCUAAGAGCACCUCCUGUUGAUACUCCUCCACAUGAUCUUCAUAUCUCUGAUUGUCUAUAUGAUUUGCAUCCGGGUGAUCACAUAGAGAUUCAGUGGAGGAGAAACAAAGAAUUUCCUUAUGGUUGGUGGUAUGGUGUUGUAGGCCACUUGGAGCCAUGCGAUGGGAAUGAAAAUUACUGCCGCUGUCACAAUAGUGACACAGUGGUGCUAGAGUUCAAUCAGUAUACUCCUGACUCACGAUGGAGGAGGACAACUAUCAGUAGGAAAGAUCACAGGGAGGAAGGAAAUGAAGCUGAUGGAUUUUAUGGGGGAAUCAGAAAGAUUAAGAGUGAGAAUGAGAUUUCCAUUUGGAGAAACCUUUGGCCAACUGAAGUCUUGGACUAAUCAGACCAAAUUUUCCACGUAGACUUAUGUCAAACACUAGAGAAUGGGGUAUAGGAUUCUCAUCCAGCCAAAUGAACAUUGAGGCUGUCCUGUUUACUUUCCCCCCUUUUAUUAUCACAUUUUUUUCAUGUGAAAGUUUAGAGGCUUAUUCACGUGAUCUCAAUCAAUGUAAAUUACUCAUUUAUGCACUGAUGGCUAGUAUUCAUUUCACAAUAUAUAGAAUCUAUCUGAUAUUCUCAAAUUAGUAAGCUUUGUACAGUUUCCCUACCAAGGGAUGGAAGAUGUAGUUCAUUAUUUAUGUGCAAUC
Messenger RNA from Gastrolobium bilobum, 2330 nucleotides. Its product is annotated as F-box protein At2g32560-like. The record is from RefSeq and is a predicted model, not a curated record. The transcript has 5 exons. The coding region runs from base 821 to 2023 and encodes 400 amino acids. Lineage: Eukaryota; Viridiplantae; Streptophyta; Magnoliopsida; Fabales; Fabaceae. Gene Ontology annotation, molecular function: protein binding.